Messenger RNA from Drosophila innubila, 2521 nucleotides. RefSeq names its product dynein regulatory complex protein 11. The transcript is spliced from 5 exons. The record is from RefSeq and is a predicted model, not a curated record. Gene Ontology annotation, molecular function: protein binding; ATP binding; ATP hydrolysis activity. The coding region runs from base 1 to 2505 and encodes 834 amino acids. NCBI's taxonomy places the organism in Eukaryota, Metazoa, Arthropoda, Insecta, Diptera, Drosophilidae.
AUGUCAAGUGCAUAUUUCAACGAGAUUUGGCAUCAAUCGCAGCAUGAAUGCGAACAGUUGGCCAUCAUCGACUAUGAGAGACAGCAUCAGAAUGUGGACACGACUGUGGCAGCCAUCAGUGGUGUUGUUAGUGCCGUUUCGAGCUCUGUGGCUGCCGCUGCCGAGAAUAAGGCAUUGCUUCAAUCUAGUCUCUAUGAGUUUUAUCUACGCUAUAUAUGCCUGAGCAAUCGUCUGGAGGAUGUCUACGAUAAUAUGAUCCAACCACAAAAACGGGAAUUGGUGCGCAAGUUGUUGGACGCUUGCCUGGGACGUGUGGUGGAGCUUAAGCACGAUCUGGUCAACAUUGAUCUAAUGGAGUUUAGCUACAAUGACGAUGUCGUGGAGCGUUUGCGUCUCACACCAAUGGAGACGGAGCUACGUAUUCCACGGUACUUUUUGCGUGAACGUGAGCAGGAGUUGGACUUCCGUAAGCGUACCAUGAAUGAGAUCUUGAUCAAAUUGGGCUGGCUGGAGGAACACGAGCUUGAGGAGCCUCUAACUGAAAUGGAAGCAAUUCGACUGCUUCAGAUGCACGAGCGUGCCCGCCAAGGUCGCCUCCGGGCGCACUUUAUGAAAGAGAUACGCAAGGAGAAGGGCAAAUCAGAGGAGCGCAGUGAGAAAGAGCGUACAGAUUCCGGACUCAUGGCAGCCAUGAAAAUUCAGAAAAUGUGGAGAGGCCACACAGCGCGUCGGAUAACCAGACGCCGUAAGAUGGAUGAGAUGAUAUUGAUUGGAAUGGUACCGCCACCUGCUGCGGUGAUCAAAGAGCGCGCCGAGAAGCUGGAAAAGCACAACGAGAACGACGUCAGACGUCGUCAUGUGGCCCAACAAACAUAUGCGGCACAAUUCGAGGCAAGACAGGUGGCAAUUCAGGAGGAGAUCAGGCUAAAGCAUGGACCCACUAUGAAGGAGGAUAUUGCCGAUGAGAUACGUGCUUGGAUCAAAGAUUGCUAUGACAAAACGGGCAAGCUACCCGAUUUCCCAUCUGAAGAUCAGGGCGGUUCACUGCACAUAUUUAGUCGUCCGGGCACUGAGAGUGAGCACAGUCGCUCCUCGGCACGUUCCUCCAAGGAGUCUCGCAAAACAAAGGACAAAUCCAAAUCCCCGGCACGUAGCGGUGAUCUUAAUGUAAAUGAAAACCAGGAGGACGAUGUCAAUUUUCAACCGGCUCAAUCUGUUUGUCUACCCGACAUUCGGGCGGAAAUUGAAUUCUUUAACGAUACUUGGCGCGAUAAGGACGAAACGGGUAUACUUAGCCAGGCUGCAUACGAGGACAUGAUCUAUGCUGAAAAGUAUCAAGAAGUGGAGCUGGAAUUUCGACGCGCUGUGGACGAUGUGAUGCGCCAGGAGCUUGAGCUCCUUCAAACAAUGGUUGGCAAGAAGGUCAAAAAGAGCAAUAAGAAGACACGUCGAUCCGGAAAGAAAAGUAAAAAGAAGAAGGAAAAGGACCUAACGCCAGAUCGUAGUACAGAGUCGCUCUAUGAGGAAUUGGUCACAAAUGGUAUUAUUCGCAAAUAUCCUGAGCUUAAAUUGAAACAGUUUCUGGGGGACAAAGCCUUAACAGCUCGCAACGGAACUAAUCCUUCACCAGGUGACAUUCGUCAGAUACUCACCGAGUACUGCAUUCUUCCACUUGGUUCAGAAGCCAUACACAGCUGUACUCCUCUGAUAAGAUCUGUUCUGCUGGCUGGUCCACGGGGAUCCGGUAAAAAGGCAUUGCUCCAUGCAAUUUGUACGGAAGUUGGUGCCGUUUUAUUUGACUUAACACCUGCCAAUAUUGUGGGCAAAUAUCCGGGGAAAUCUGGUCUCAUUAUGCUCAUACACUUGGUGCUAAAGGUAUCGAGGCUACUGCAACCGGCGGUUAUUUAUAUGGGAGAUGCAGAGCGUCCAUUCAUGAAGAAAAUACCCAAGACGGAUCGCACGGAUCCCAAACGUUUAAAGAAAGAUUUGCCUAAAAUGAUUAAGAAUAUUGCACCAGAAGAUCGUGUCAUUUUUGUUGGCACCUCCAAUUUACCAUGGGAGGCAGAUCAGAAACUUUUGCAAUCGGUCUACAAUCGUUUCAUUUAUAUUCCACGUCCGGAUUACGGCGCCAUGUCGCAUGCUUGGAAAACUCUGUUGCAUGAGUACUCUGGAGGCAUCUCCAACUUGGACACCAGUGCCAUGGCCAAAAUAUCCGAUGGUUAUACCAUAGGCGCUAUUGAUGCUUGUCUCCGGGAAGUUAUGACCUGCAAACGUAAAUUACAAUUGCGUUCCCAGCCGCUAACAAAUGCGGAGCUUAUAAAUGUUCUAUGUACUCGUGAUCCUGUCUAUCGAGAAGAAGAGGAAGCUUUUGAAUCAUGGUGGUCAAAGACUCCGCUCGGCCGUCGGCGGCAACGUUUUCUGGAACUGGAAGAGGAACGUCUCCUUGAAGAACAGGCACAGCAGGCCAAGCAAGGAAAUGGCAACAAAAAGAAAGGAAUGAAUUGAUCCAAAUACUCGUACU